AUGUCAGAAUCGACACGACCUCUCCUGCUGCCCCAGAACCGGAGGAUUCGACACCUUCGAGGUAUCUACCUGCGCAAUCUGAGCUUCGACCGCCCUCGAGGGAAGACGACCGACGACUCGGCAGUUAAGCACUCGGCGGACAAAGCCGUCUCUCUCCGUGAGAAUGCUCACUUGCACCAUUCUGCCUCGAGCGAGAGCUUGCGGCCGUCUACUGCCCGUAGGAGGAGCACGAACUUGGGCAGCGCGAGCCCAGUCACGAGGCAAAAGAGACUCGAGAUCACGAUUGACAGUCGCGUUGCUGAUUCCUUCUUCACCCUCCAUGCUGGAGACGAGGAGGAGCCUAUUUACAUCAGCGAAACUGUCGAAAGAUCGGUGAACUUCGAUUUCCGGUUCUUCGAGCUGUCCCGGGCUGUCUGUUCGCCCACUUUACGAUUACCUGAGGUUACGAUCAAGUUCUGGGCGAAGCGGCAUGGAAGAUGGUCGCUGCACCUCGAAGAGUCGGUGGAUUUGCGCACAUUGAACUUUCUGGGAAGCACGAUCGGAACGCAUUUUCCUCCCAAUUGCCUCGUUUUCCACCUCACUGAUGGUGUAUACACACUCGAGCUACCGCAAAAGACCUUUCCUCCAAGGCAAGGUCAUCCGCAACCGACUUCCUCCUAUAAUGCCCUCAUGCGCUUGUCGACCCUCGAACGCUCCAUACAAGAUGCUCUGGUCACCCAGGAGACGCUGAAGCAGCAGAUCAACGAAUUGAUUUCCGAGACCCACGACGAGCGACUCGAACUUGACGAGGCCAAAGACAAAUUGAAUCUGGCAGAGAAGUACGUAUCCGCCGAGCAGAAGGCGGUCAGGAACUCCUCGGAGCAGGUGGAGAAAAUGCAGACAUCUAUUGCCGAUCGCCGCGAAAAGAUGGCUCAGGGGAGGUCGCUUAUGGAGAAGACGGGCCAUGAUAUGGACAGCGCACUGGACAAGCUUUCUGCGGACAAGGACCGGUCCAGCAAGGUCAAAGAUGACAUUCGUGGACAGCGGCGCCGCAUCUGCGAGGACCUGAACACCAUAUUCAGGAUCGAACCUGUGCCCGACGGCAAACCGUUGCAGUUCCAGAUUCGGGGAAUAUCCCUCCCCAACGCGGAGGGAUACGGUGGUGUAGUAUUGAGCGGCGCCGACGAGGAUGCUCUUUCUGCGGCAUUGGGCCACGUUGCGCUCUUGACGCAUCACCUGCAGUUCUAUCUCGGUGUACCUUUACCGUACCCAAUCACAUACUGUGGGAGCCGUAGCUACAUCACAGAUGAUAUAUCCAUCAUCCAGGACUCUAUCCGCGAUUUCCCUCUGUAUUUGCCUCGGGGCGGCUCAGCGGCCCAGUUCCGCUUCGACUACGGCUGGUUCAUCUUAAACAAGGACAUCGAAACACUCUGUGCUGCUCAGGGACUCAAGGUAAUGGAUAUCCGGCACACGCUGCCGAAUCUCAAGUACCUUCUCUACGUAUGCAGUGCGGGGACCGACGAGCUUCCGGAACGUAAGAAGGGCGGCGUCAGAGGUCUCCGUGCUGGUAUCAUGAGGAGCCGAGGCGUUAGCUUGGCAGACGACGGCGACAGCAUCAUGUCCAGUCGCCGUGGGAGUGUUGACAGCGACUUGCCUACCAGCGGCCGUCUUGCAGGAGACGAGUUGAAGAAGAAGAUGAAGGGGUUACGUGGCCCAGACGCGAGAGAUGAUGACGGCUCGAAUGUGCCCGAGAUCUCUGACGUCGGGAUGCCGUUUAAGGAGGACUUCAGCAAGCUAACGCUACGGACCAAGGGCAUGAGGGAGCAUGUAGGGAAGUGA
Molecule: messenger RNA, 1818 nt
Organism: Diaporthe amygdali
Lineage: Eukaryota; Fungi; Ascomycota; Sordariomycetes; Diaporthales; Diaporthaceae
Product: uv radiation resistance protein
Exons: 2
Coding region: 1-1818 (605 amino acids)
Biological process (GO): SNARE complex assembly
Cellular component (GO): endosome; lytic vacuole
Molecular function (GO): SNARE binding
Source: RefSeq, a predicted model, not a curated record